Durio zibethinus is the source of this 1137-nucleotide messenger RNA. NCBI's taxonomy places the organism in Eukaryota, Viridiplantae, Streptophyta, Magnoliopsida, Malvales, Malvaceae. The record is from RefSeq and is a predicted model, not a curated record.
AUGAGAGAGCUGAGUGCUUUUUCCCGAACCGGUCUCUCCUAUUAUGACCAACGCUGGAUUCUGCCACACUAUUUCUAUGAUCUUCUUCUCGAAUUGCACGAUUGGAAGAUUGGCUAUCGAUUAGAUAUGGGGUUGGGCUUGAACCAUUGGAUGAAUGAGGUAAACCUAUGUCUCGCAGUUUGGGCGCGCCUUAACCGCUUUUUUCGGGUUGGCGGUCAACAGAGGCCGAUGAUCUCAUUAAAUUUAGCAAAUUCUACUUCUAUUCGGUUUCUCAAUCAUUCCCUGUUACAAUUCUUUCCUUUCCACCCAUCUCUGAAGUCUUUCUACUGUUUCUACUGCAUGGAACUACUCACUCUUGACGAUUUCAAGCACACAAAAUUUGAUCCCAACUGCACUCCUUUCCAUUACUUGCUAGAGGUUGCCAGAGUUGGCCAACAGAAACUGCACAACGGAGAAGAAAAGAAAAGGCAUGAUUCGUACUUGAAGUGUUUCCUGUACAAUGCACCACAACUUCAAACCCUGUGCGAAGAAGAGAAUAUGGGUUUCAAACAGGGGAAGAAUGUUGGUCUGAAAAGGAAACUCAAACUCAAAGAAGCAGAUGUUGAUGAAGAAUGGGGAGGACAGAAAUUGAAGAGAAGCAAGAAAGAGAAACUUGUUUGCGCAAUCCCUUCGCCAGACCUGCCCGAGAGCUUUAAACAACAUAUAGUUGAAAACAUGGGUGGCUCCGAUUGGGCUUUGGUGAUACAAAAGCAAGUCUUUUACUCUGACGUGAACCCUCAAGCCAGUCGCUUCUCCAUGCCGUUUUCACAACUCAAAACUCAUGAGUUUCUCAAUAAAACAGAGGCUGAGGAUUUGGAGGAUGCAAACAACACCUUGGAAGUGUGCUUGUUAGAACCAUCAAUGAAGGAAACUGCUGUGACUUUUAAAAGGUGGAAAUAUAGAGGGAAAAGUUCAAGCUAUGUCAUGACCCGCACGUGGAACUCUGUUGUCAAGAAUAACCGACUAAAGAUUGACGACAUUGUGCAGCUCUGGUCUUUCCGGGUGAAAUCAAAGUUGUGCUUUGCACUUGUAAAAGUCCAAUACGAUCAUAAAAUAACAUCAUUCAUGACAACGUUAUGGUUUUUGGAGAUCAAUUGA